AUGACAGUGUCAUCCAAUUUCGAGACUGCCUUGUCCUCGUGGCGAAAGCUCUUGACGCCGUCGCCAACUGGAAAGAACUUCAAAGCGCUGCAAAAGCAAGGACACUCCGCGUCGCUGUUGGCGAUGGUCGACUCCAGGCAACAUCCUGUGACUAUUCACUUCAACAAGCGGACACCCGACGACUACAUGCAUGAAGCGUACCGCAAGGUAUGCAAGAUUCACCAACAGUUGCCCGAAGGAGGCAUCCUAGUCUUCGUCACAGGACAGCAAGAAGUCCUGACGUUGUGCCGUAAGCUGAAGAAACGGUUUCCUGAAAAUUCUGGUUGUCACGGUCAUGACCAGGGUGAUCAGAAGCAAGGUUCCAAUGAGGGCAAGGAUAAUGAUGGCAGUGAGGCUCCUCAAAGAGCUGACGCAAAGACAAAGGGUGUCAACUUAGAUGAUUAUUCUGUGGUGCCGCUAGACGAGGGACAGUUGGAAGAACUUGUGAAGGAUGAGGGACGGGAAGACGGCGAUCUGUCCUCCUCUGAAGAGGAUGACCUCACGGAGGAAGCCGCUCCAAAUAGGAACGCUCAGCCGCUUACCGUACUCCCUCUGUUCUCCUUACUUCCCUCAGAAAAACAAGCCAAGGUGUUUCAAACCCCGCCAGAAGGUACCCGGCUCUGUGUCGUCGCAACCAAUGUUGGUGAAACUUCCCUCACCAUUCCAAACGUUAAAUACGUCGUGGACACUGGCAAGGUGAAAAUGCGCGUCUACGACAAGGUGACCGGGAUAUCUGCUUUUCUCAUAUCCUGGGUCUCCAAGGCAUCCGCAGACCAGAGGGCUGGCCGAGCGGGCAGAACGUGCCCCGGCCACUGCUACAGGUUGUACUCGUCAGCAGUGUUCAACGACGAAUUCCAAAAAUUCACACCGCCUGAAAUAACGCGGAGGCCCGUUGAAGACUUAGUCCUACAAAUGAAGGCAAUGAACAUAGACAAGGUCGUGAAUUUCCCCUACCCUUCACCACCUGACAAAGAAGCUCUCAAGGCCGCUGAAAAGAAGCUGAUCCUCAUGGGUGCUCUGGAAGAGCUUCCCAAGCCAACACGUUUCAAGGAUCUGCCAAAGUGGGAGUGGAGUGCGCGAAUUACACCCCUGGGGCGUGCCAUGUCAUGCUUUCCCGUGAGCCCCCGCUAUGCCAAGAUGCUGGCCCUGUCGCACCAGCAUGGCCUGUUACCCUACAUCAUCGCUGUGGUGGCGGCCAUGACUGUGCAGGAAGUGUUCAUCUCUAUGGGGUUCUCCUCUACAGAAGCCAACAAGCAGGAUAAGCAAGCAAAGUGGAAGAAAGUCCGAGAAAUGUGGGCAGGACAGGGUCACUCUCUGGCACUUGGGGACGUCAUGGUGCUGCUGAAAGCAGUCGGUGCGUCCGAGUUUGUUGGCUGCACGGCUGGCUUCUGCGAGAGCCAUGGUCUGCGUUACAAGGCAAUGGUGGAAAUCAGGAAGCUUCGCAUCCAGCUCACAAAUGAGUUGAACCUUCUCAUUCCCAACCUGAACCUGUCAGUUGACCCAGCCAUGGAGCCACCAACAGACUUACAGGCGAAACUAAUUCGUCAGGUUCUGGUCAUGGGCUUCAGUGACCACAUUGCCAAGAAAAUGACAGAUGAAGAGAGAUGCAGUCAGACGGAAAACGCGAUUGCAAAGAACGCUUAUAAGAGCAUGGAAGUAGAUGGCCCCGUGUUCAUUCAUCCUAACUCGGUGCUUAGCAGCAAGCAACCACCAUUUGUCCUCUACCAGGAGAUAUUCGAGACAUCCAGGAUGUUUAUGCGAGUGGUCGCGGAGGUGGAACCCGAGUGGCUGCCCAUCUACGCCCCAAAGUACUGCACAUUCUCGUCUCCUUUGGAAGACCCGCCACCACGCUAUGACCGCAAGAAAGACAAGGUCCUCUGUUACGUGACGUCAACGUUUGGGCCCCAUGCGUGGCAGAUGGAAGCCGUGGAACAGGAAUUCGGCAAAGGCCCCGACAAGUUCCGGUGGUUUGCGCGUUUCCUCCUCCAAGGAGACGUACUUCCCUUCUUCAAGAAGUACAGCAAGCUACUCCUGUCACCACCCAUCACCAUGAUCAAGAGUUGGGCACGGUUGCAGCCACGGACCGAACACCUACUGCAGGCCCUGGUUUCUCGGUCUGCUGACUCAAGACAAAAGUUGUGCGACUUGUGGGAGAGGGAGCCGAAGUACUUGCUGACCGAAUACCUGGAGUGGAUACAAGAGAGCCUUCACAAUGAAGUCGCCUUAGCAUGGCCUCCACAACCUAAGUGAACUUGCUCAUUUCCUACGUGUUGCAUGUACAUAGCGAAAUAAAUUUUUAAGUUAUUGUUUGAA
Rhipicephalus sanguineus (brown dog tick) is the source of this 2352-nucleotide messenger RNA. RefSeq names its product probable ATP-dependent RNA helicase DHX37. Gene Ontology annotation, biological process: maturation of SSU-rRNA from tricistronic rRNA transcript (SSU-rRNA, 5.8S rRNA, LSU-rRNA). The transcript has 19 exons. Bases 1 to 2289 code for a protein of 762 amino acids. Gene Ontology annotation, molecular function: RNA binding. Gene Ontology annotation, cellular component: nucleolus; intracellular anatomical structure. NCBI's taxonomy places the organism in Eukaryota, Metazoa, Arthropoda, Arachnida, Ixodida, Ixodidae. The record is from RefSeq and is a predicted model, not a curated record.